Messenger RNA from Hevea brasiliensis (rubber tree), 1290 nucleotides. Its product is annotated as GDSL esterase/lipase 6. The coding region runs from base 82 to 1158 and encodes 358 amino acids. Gene Ontology annotation, molecular function: hydrolase activity, acting on ester bonds. The record is from RefSeq and is a predicted model, not a curated record. The transcript is spliced from 4 exons. Lineage: Eukaryota; Viridiplantae; Streptophyta; Magnoliopsida; Malpighiales; Euphorbiaceae.
UCAUGUUAAUUAGUUUCCCUUUAGCUCUACCACUCCGCAACCCCCUCCAAAGAAAUCUAAUUUAAUUAUUUGCUUGUAUACAUGGAUAAACCAUUUCUCCUACUUCUCUUCCUCUUAUUAUCAUGCUCUUUACCUAUAUCAAUAUCAUCAUACAAUGUUCCAGCAAUUUUCACAUUUGGGGACUCCAUUGUUGAUGCUGGAAACAACCAUUUUAACAAGAAUUGUAGUGUCCAGGCCGAUUUCCCACCCUAUGGAUCUAAGUUUUUCCACCACCCUACUGGCAGGUUCACCAAUGGCAGAACUGUUGCGGACUUCAUUUCACAAUUUCUUGGAAUUGAACUCCAAUCACCGUACCUGGAGGCAAGGCUAGCAGUUAUGAAUGGAAGUAGGAGGAAUUAUCCAUCCAAUGGCAUCAACUUUGCCAGCGCUGGCAGCGGUGUUCUGCGGCAAACAAAUCAGGAUUCGGGAGUCGUACCAAUCCAGGAACAGCUACAGAAAUUUCAAGCAUUAGUUCAGAAAAAGCACAUAGAUAAAAAUCUGCUAGACAAAUCCCUUUUCUUUUUCGAGUCUGGCUCUAAUGAUAUCUUCAACUAUUUCCUCCCCUUUGGCACCCCAACACUUGAUCCUGACGCAUACGUACAGGCCAUGUUAAGAGAGGUAGAAAAUUUGAUGGGCCAUAUUUAUAGGCUCGGUGGUCGCCGGAUUGCUGUUUUUUCACUAGGUCCUGUUGGCUGCGUUCCGGCCAGGGUUUUUGUGCCGAAUGCACCUGUUGAGAAAUGUUUCGGGAGGAUGAAUGUAAUGGUUAAGAAAUAUAACGAGGGCUUGGAAAGCUUGGUUAAAGAUAUUCCUGUCAGGUAUCCUGGCGCAGUUGGUGUUUAUGGUGCAGUUUAUGAUGCUGUUCAGCGAUAUCGAGCCACUCCAGCACGAUAUGGUUUUACCAAUGUAAUGGGUGCAUGUUGUGGAGAUGGGCCUCUUAGAGGAUUGCUACAAUGUGGGAAGGAGGGUUACAAGAUAUGUCCAAAUCCAGAGAUGUACUUGUUCUGGGAUUACUUCCAUCCAUCGGAGCACACUUACAAGCUAAUCUCCAAGGUCUUAUGGGGUGGAAAGAACUCAACAAUUAGGCCAUUUAAUCUUCAAACUUUAGCAAGCAUGCUUUGAUCCAUGUUUGGUGUGAAGUAGAACGUGGAUGAAUGCCUUGUCAUGUUGGCAAGCAAUUUAAUUAUUUGUUCUUCAAAUUUGCAAUUCCCAUGUAGCAAACAGUAUUCUGGUUAAAUAAAAUCGCAAUUUUAU